Phyllopteryx taeniolatus (common seadragon) is the source of this 3780-nucleotide messenger RNA. RefSeq names its product TELO2 interacting protein 1 (gene tti1). Gene Ontology annotation, biological process: chromatin remodeling. Gene Ontology annotation, cellular component: cytoplasm. The record is from RefSeq and is a predicted model, not a curated record. Lineage: Eukaryota; Metazoa; Chordata; Actinopteri; Syngnathiformes; Syngnathidae. The transcript is spliced from 14 exons. Bases 117 to 3491 code for a protein of 1124 amino acids.
GCGGCGCCAUGGCAGCUCGUUGCCAGUGUGUUAGUACAGUAUUUACUUUUCAUGAGAAACAUUUUUUUCAUUUUUAUACCGUAAUGCGGAUCUUCUGAAUUAACCAAUACAAACGUAUGUUUUCACGAGUCGUGUUUAAAAUAAUAACACAGCAUGCUGGAGAGGAAGCCACCUACAAAUAUCGGACCUCAGCUGUGAUGCCUCCAACCAUGACCCUUAUCAGCGAUCCAAAGAUUGCGUUUGCCUACCUGCGUCCAGCUUGUGUCCUUCUGACCCGCGAGCCGACCUUCAACAAUGUCAAGACAUUGCGCGCUCAGUUAAAGGAGGUCGACGAUGCCACCCUGCAGCAGCUCCAAGAGUACGUCCUCUUCCCGCUCCGCCUUGUGCUCAAAGUCCCCGGGCCCAAAAAGGACAAACUGGUGCAAUCCGUGGUUGAAGCUAUGAAUAGUGUGCUGGAGAACACCUGUGUUCAGAGCUGGCAGACCCUCCACGAGCUCUUCUCAGAGCUCUGCCUCUGCCUGUGUUCCCCAGACAAUCCUGGGAAACCAGCAGAUACAUCCGAGGAGCUGAAAUUAGCAGCGCUGGGAUGCCUGGACGCCUUGCUUCAUGCAGCGUAUGGAGAUAUUGUCUUCAAAUUUUUCGAAGCCACUAUGCUGCCUGAGCUUGGAGCUGCCGUUUCACUGCUGCUCACUUUAGCAGAGAAGGAGAAAUCCAGACAUGUUCAAAUAGCCGCCUUGAAGUUCCUGCAGGCUUUGACUCUGCAGUGUGACUGCAGUGAGGAUCAUGUCGUACACACCUUAGAGGAGCGGGAGGCUGUCGGCAAGCCCAUGGCUUCAUUCUUACCCGGAAUUACAAUGGCAGUUGCAAGGAUCAUUACAGGAGAUGUAAGACAAGGCCACGGAGUCACAGUUAGGGCCAUCAAGGUUUGGUCUAGGACUGUCGGUCUCGUCAUGGAAGAUGCUCAGCUUCAGUCUAAUAAGCCAUGCAAGCGGCCCUCAGCGGACCCGGGGAAGAUUGGGCAGCUGAUGGUCAGUCGCACACAGGACUGGGUAAAGGACACGUCGGAAAAGCUGUGCAUGCUCCUGAAGAAGAUCGUCUCGAGCACGGCGGCGCAUCGGCACUGGAGGGUUCGACUGGAGCUGUUGGAGCUGGCUGAGCACCUGCUGGACACGUGUAGUCAGUCUUUGGGCGAGUGUGCUGGGCUGCUUCUGGAGGCACUGGUGGGAGCAAUUAAUGAUGAGGAGCCCAGAGUCAAACAGAGGUGCGAGGUUGCGCUCAGGAAGGCUUCCGAGAAAAAUCAGAUGCCUGUCAACGCGGAAAAUAUCAAAUGUAAAAAUAGCUCUCAGACCUUCACUGACAUCCUUUCAGAAAAUCUCCACUCUUUGGCCACUUCGCUGCCCAGACUGAUGCGGACCUCUGAUGACCAGAAGAAGCUGUUUGUCCUUAAUGUCUUCCUGGGUUAUUUAAAGCUCCUAGGACGUCUGGUCUCGGUGGUGCUGAACUCAGCGGUGCAUCUCGAGAGGAUUUCUAAAGCGCUGAUGCAGGUGCUGGAGUUGGACGUCACAGAUGUCCGUAUUGUAGAAGAACGAGGUCACGGUGCUUCAUUGGAAACAAGCUCAGGUUCCCAUCACUCCGCUCACAUUCGGAGGAAGCAUUUUCUCUUCUUUACAGAUGAGAAGAUUUUUUUUGUGCUCACAGAGAUCUCUCGGACAUUGGGUUACUACGGCAACAUUUUUCUGCUGACGGACCUCUUCUUGGAUCUGUACCGCCAGUCCUCAGCGUACAGGAAGCAGGCCGCCAUGGUUCUCAAUGAAAUCAUCAGAGGCGCGGCUGGCAUCGCUGUCACCGCAGAGGGAAAGCGCUCAGGGGGUGAAGUCGGAGGAGCCCCUCUCUCCCAGGAAGACCUUAAAGCAGCUGUGAUGCUCGUCAUGGAGGAAUACAUCAGUCCAAACAACUGGCACUUGGUCACAGUCAAUGAAGAGACUCACAGAGAUCGACAGCUGCUGAGGCCGCCCAUUCUCCUCUCCAUAUCCAACGCUCGUGGCGUCCCUUCCUCCUGUGCCUCCUCGCACGCCUCAACGAUCCACCAGCUCAACAGUAACAUCUGGCAACUGUGCAUCCAGCUGGAGGGCGUGGCCUGCUUCGCUCAGGCCCUGGGAGACAACUUCCGUCCCCUGCUGAUGACAUCACUGUACCCCGUGCUUGAGAAAGCAGGGGAGGAAACGCUUCUGAUCAGCCAAGCGGCGCUGGACUCCAUGUGGGACAUCAGCAAGGCCUGUGCUUACUUGUCUCUGAAAGAGCUGAUUCAUGAGAACGCCGACUAUCUACUCAAUGACAUCUCGCUUAACCUGCAGAGGCUCAGCCAGCAUCCUCAGGCUCCACGGGUGCUGGCUGUGAUGCUGACCCACUCUGACGUCACUUUGCUGCCGCUGGUCCGAGACAUCAUCCGGGACGUGCUCAUGGCGCUCGACCUCAGCUACGAUCACACUGCCGCUCUCUUCUGCUCUGUGCUGCACGCACUCAUGAAGGCGCUCGCGAGGUGGUUUCCCUUGACCUCUAACACAACCAAAGAGUCCGCCCGGUCCAAGCAGACCUCCACCGACCAAGAAGUCUUCAACGUCCACCAGUUCCUGCUGGACUACCGCAAACAAAAAGAGCUGGCGGAAGGCACUGGAAUAGAAGAAGAGGACGUUGACGAUCUCGACGUUCCUCCCGCCGCAGGCUUUGAGGAAGAGGAUGACGCCGGUGGUCCUGACGUGAAAGCGGAACUUCCCACCCACCUCAGCAUCACCAAAGAUGUUAUGGAGCGCUGCAUUCAUCUGCUGUCUGACUCAAAUCUUUGCCUCCGGCUUAAGGUGCUGGAUGUACUGGAGCUGUGCGUUAGUGUGCUGAGUGAGAAGGAAGACGAAUUGUUACCCAUGGCCCAUCGCUGCUGGCCCGCCGUCGUGCAGAGACUGACAGCUGAUGACCCGCUCGUCGUCCUCCGAGCUUUUAGGGUUUUGUGCACUUUGGGUCGUACUUGCGGGGACUUCCUGAGGAGGAGGGUCUCCAAGGAGAUUUUGCCGAAGCUGAGCUCAUCUCUGGCUCAUCAGGCUCCCGUCAGCGCCAAAGCCGGACCCGUCUACACGCACACUCUGGCCUACAAACUGCAGCUGGCGGUACUUGAGGGACUGGGCUCACUGUGCCAGAGCUUGGACCUUGCUGAAGCGGACUUAGAUGUUGUUUGUGAAGCUUGCCUGCCCUACCUGAGCUGCAGACAACCCGUCGGACUGCAACAGGCCUGCUUGAGUGUUUUCCACCACUUGAUCCAGGUGGACCCCGAUACCUUCUGGUUAACGUUGAACGAGUUACACUGCCCGUCCUCCUUCGUCCCGCCGCACCCCGACCUGCAGCCCGUGCGACUGAGCGGGAUGGGACGCCCCAGAGACGAGUACUCGGACAACGUGCUCACACUGCUGCGGGAGGAGUUUGGCCAAUCGGGUGAUGAAUAGAGUUGUUGAUGGAUUGUGACUAAAUGCACACCUGAUGGACAAUGCAGUUACGAAGAUCAUAGGUACAUACUUGUACAGAUUUUGUAGAUAUUUUCACAAAAGCUCUUAUUUUAUAUGACUUUCCAGGUAACCUUCUGAUAUUAUGAAUGUGGCACAUUUCUUUUUUUUUUUUUUUUGUAAUCCACCCUCCUCAUUAUGAUUUCAAGUACUUGUUGUGUUACUUAGGUACUGCAAUAUCAUGUUUUCCAAUUUGUUAAAUGUGAGCACUGCGCAUGCAGAAUAAAUGUCU